GCUAUUGCCAAGACCAGGCGUCCCCUCAAAGAUUUUAUUUGGAUGUGCAAGUUGGAUGACAUGAAAGGUAUUGAUAUUGGCCCAGUAUUCAGAACUAAAAUAUCAGCAAGAAUGUUUACACACUGUAUUGCUGAAGCUGAACAAAAACAUCUAAGAGAGAAGCUAGAAAAAAGAAAAUUUUUCUCUGUCAUCAGUGAUGGAAUCACAGACAGUUUAAUCAAAGAAGCCGAACUUGUCUAUGUGCAGUUUGCACAUGCGGGAAAAGUGCACUGUCAAAUUGUUGGAGUACAGUCAGUAGAAAGAAAUGAUCCUCUGGCAAUAAACAAUGCCAUUGAGAAAACUCUCGAGAGAAAUCUUCAACUUACGCUGUCAAGCCAAGACUGGGCAAAGAAGCUGGUUGGUUUUGGAAGUGAUGGUACCCAUGGCAUAGAGGGAGAGAACAAUGAGGUGGCCCUGCUAUUAAGAGAAAUACAACUAUGUUUACAGACUAUAUAUUGCUUUGCCAUCACCUUGAACUAUCUUACAAAGUGGUGUUCCAGAGCACUCCUCUGUACAAUGAUGUCAAAGACCUCCUUCACAGCAUUUAUCACUUUUAUCACAAUUCUCCUCUUCAUAAGAGUGCUCUGAGGACUACUUUCAAAGGCCUUCACCUUUGACCUGUGAUGCCUUCUCAAAUAGGAGGCAGGAGGUGUCUUCAUGGAUUACAGGCAGCCCUCCAGAACUUUCUCAAGGGAUAUCCUGCAAUUGUUCAGCAACUCCACUCAGUAAGUAAUUUUGAAAUACCAUAUUGUUUUACUUUUUCAAUAUCACAGAACAUACUUCUCUUGAGCUCCCUGGAAUCAUAAUUUUGGGAAAGAUAACCACCAUGUUAUUCCCAACCCAUGUUACAGGCAAGUGAAAGCAAAAGAAAUCCAAAGAACUUCUAGAGUCUUUUCUCCAAGCUGACAUUGUUAAAUUUGCCCACUUCUUGUUGGAUGUCAUUAAUGUCCUUAGCAUUCUGUCCUGUGUCAGUAAGAACAGAAACUCCUCAAUUGCUGACAUAUUUGCCACCUAAGUGUCAACGCUGGAAAUGCUCUGAAUUUAUCAAACAACACUAGGGCCAAAAGAACGCAUAGUGGAUUGAGUCACACACUUUCAUGGAAACUGCCUCAGAGGGAAAGAAAACAUUUCUGCUAUGAGAACUACUGUUUUAACACAUCUUAUCAAGAGGCUUCAAGGCUGUUUCAGAGACGCCAGCCAAAAUGCAGUGAGGGCUACUGUGAUUGGAAGUUUUAAAUUGUGGCCCACAAAGAUAAAUCAAGAAUUUGGAGAAAAAGAGGUAUCCAUCCUGACUGCACACCAUGAACCGGUAUCAGAAGCUGCCAAUGUGAAACUUAGUGAAGUGGAUACUGAAUGGAGCAUGUUGAAGUUAGAGAUCUACGGCAGAUUUCAAAACAUUCGACAGUUGACCUGGGAUUUUGUGAAUUCCAUUUACUUACACAAGUAUCCAAAUAUCCUGACACUAGUCGACUUAGUGCUGACCCUUCCUGCAAGUUCAGCUGAAGCAGAACGUGGCUUUAGUCAGAUGAAACGGACCAAGUUACACAUGCAUCCAAAAAUCAAGGCUGAAUAUCUGACAGAUGUCCUAAUCAUUCAGUUGAAUUCUCCAGACAUUAAUAAUUUUGACCCUAGGAAAGCUAUCCAUUUAUGGAAUACAGGAACACCGUCUUCAACUGGUGACACAAGCUUUAAUUCAGAUUGUUCAUCAAACUCAGAAAACCAUUAUGAAAGUGAUUAGCAAUAGGCAAAUGUUUACAUUGUAGUUGCAUAGCAAUGUAACUUUUUUGCAUAGUAAAAAACAUAAAAUAAAUGGUGUCCAGAAACCUGAAAUUUAAAAGUAAAACAAUAACUUGUCUUCACAUCAAACAAAAGGCAUUUGGUUUCUUCCAAACAUACAGAGUAAAAAACUCAAGAUUGUUUCAUCUAUAACUUUCUAACUUCACUUAUAUGUAUUCAUGUGUUCUUUCACACUCUUUCGGUGGAACUGUAUGCUUCUACACAAUGGUGUUAUUUUGAGAUCAUUUUUUUGAGAGUUAUCACUAAGGGUGACCCGACUAUGAUUAUGGCCUGAUUUCCCUUAGGCCUGGCAUACGAUUCAUAAUUUUUCCUCAAUAAUUCUCAGUGAUAGCUGCAUUAGGUAAUUAACUCACAGCCAGAUUAAAAGAGAGCUUCUCUUUUCAUCUGUGAACAAAAUUUGUAAAUUUAUGUAAUUAUGUUAUUGCAAUCAUAUCACUGCAUGCUUUGGCCAUUUAAGUAACAAAGGCAAAUAUUAAAACAGUUUUCACAUUUCAUGCUAAAUCCUCAGGUAAACCAUUUGUAUGUAAACUGAAAGUACUGUCCUAUAACACUGUUUUGCACCAUAUCCAUUAGAGGUAGCAGAAAUGUGUUGCAGCUUACAAGAUUUUUAAAAUUCUUUGAGCCUCCUCAUGGUUUCAAUAGAUUUUGUUUACGGCUGUAGCUUGAAGAGCAUGACUGAGUUAUGUCUGACUUAUCUAAAAACCAACGUAGGAUUUUAUAAACCUCAGUUCACUGAAAAUUCUGCUGUCUGGGAAAAUGCUCUCCUGUCUAUAAAACUGGAUACUCAAGUUUGAUGAAAAAGGAUACAGAAUUUAUUUCUGAACAGCCAAUUAUAUCAAAGAAGAAAUGUUUUGAUCUUGCUACCCAGAAAAUUACCUUCCAAAUCUCAAAACUGUGUAUUUGGUUUGAAGCACUGAGAUUUUAGAAGAAUUAUUGCAUUUCCCUGGAAGUUAGAGGAAAUGAUAAAGUUCAUGUGAACUUUUAGAAAUGCUAAAAAUUUAGUUGUAGAAAGAAAACCUUGAGAUAGCGUGUCUAUCUUUCAGUCUUUUCAUUCCUAAAACAAAGAAUAGAGAUGUACUCUGGACCUGAAAGAUACCUGAAUACACAUUAGGCGUCUCUCCUUGUUCUAGAAGGUACCACUUUUGUGUUGGUUAGCCAGACAUUUUUUUUAAAGUGGAUUCAUUUAUUUUGUUUUCUUUUUUUUUUCUUAAUGCAUGUGCGUGCAAUUUGAAAUGAAAAAUGAAGCAGACAUCUCUUUUAAAUAGAGUUAAGUAGGUUCGUGCCUAAGAGCAAAGGAUGUAAAAGGUCAGUGGUCUUUCAUGUAAUGCUUAGGAACGCUGAGCCAAUCAGACCACUAAAUUAGCACUUUCAAAAUCCAGUAACUUAACAAUUCAAAUCUCUCUACAUCUUCAAAAGCAAAUAUAGUCUGAUCCAAAGGGCAAGAUGCAGAUAAAUGUAUUACCUUUCUUGCAGUGAUAAUCUGCAUGCAUUUGGAACCCUUUUAUUUAAUAUUUGCCAAAAUAGUUUACUCUUGUGCCCUAUUGCAUAUUGGAAACCUUAAAAUCAUAUUUUUUAAACAAAUUCAGCCUAUUCUGAGUGAAACAUGAAGAAGACUCAACUAAAAAGUAUACAGUUUGAUAAUUUUACCCAAUCUGGAAUUAAUUAUUACUAAGCCAAAAAAAGGAAUUUUGACUUAGUUGAGAAACAAUAAUGAGAAAGCAUCAGGAAAUUAUUAUUUUCAUAUUUCCAAAAUGUCUUCUUUUUCUUUAAAGCUUACAGUUU
Messenger RNA from Sapajus apella (tufted capuchin), 3618 nucleotides. RefSeq lists its product as uncharacterized. Gene Ontology annotation, molecular function: protein dimerization activity. The transcript is spliced from 4 exons. Lineage: Eukaryota; Metazoa; Chordata; Mammalia; Primates; Cebidae. The record is from RefSeq and is a predicted model, not a curated record. The coding region runs from base 1175 to 1777 and encodes 200 amino acids.